UUCUUUUCUCUCUCUCCAUUAUCAAAAUAAUAUGAUCUUGAGAUCUGCAGAGGAAAGAAGAAGCUAUUCAUUGAUUCAUUAAUGGUGGGGAAUUCGUCACAGUAGACAGCCAGCCAGCCAGCCAGGUCAUGACUUACAGUAAUAGUACAGAAAUGGCUUUCUUCCCAGCCAACUUCAUGCAUCAAAUCUCUCAUGAUCAAGAUCAUCAAAUCUCACCAAUUCUCCCGCCAUGUUCUUCACAAGACUUACAUGGAGUUGCUUCACUGCUAGGAAAGAGAUCUAUGUCGUUUGGGGGUGGAAUGAACGAGAAUUGCGAUCAUCACGGGCAGGAGAUGACGAACGGAGUUGAUCAAGAUGACUUAUCCGAUGACGGAUCUCUUGCCGGAGAGAAAAAGAGAAGGCUGAAUAUGGAACAGGUGAAGACACUUGAGAAGAACUUUGAAUUGGGUAAUAAGCUUGAACCGGAGAGGAAAAUGCAGCUUGCUAGAGCUUUAGGUCUUCAACCAAGACAGAUCGCAAUUUGGUUUCAAAACAGGAGGGCUAGAUGGAAGACAAAGCAAUUGGAGAAAGAUUAUGAAAUUCUUAAGAAACAAUUCGAUGCUCUUAAGGCUGACAAUGAUUCUCUCCAAUCCCAAAAUCAGAAACUUCAUUCUGAGUUAUUGUUACUCAAAGGACGAGAGCCGACUGAAUCGAUAAACCUAAACAAAGAGACAGAAGGGUCGUGUAGUAACAGGAGUGAGAACAGCUCCGACAUUAAACUCGACAUCAACUCAUCGGCGGCGGCGGUGGCGGCGAGAAACAGUUGCCGGGCGGUGUUUCCGGCGCCGAUGAUCAGAGCAAAUAGUACGGUGGCUCAUCAACUGUUUGAAAGCUCAUCAGUAAGGCCGGACCUACAUUUUCAAAAGCUGGCAACUAAUAACAACAACAACAACAGCAACGAUCAAACUGUUAAAGAAGAAAGCUUUAGUAACAUGUUCUGUGGGAUUGAUGAUCAGCCGGUUUUCUGGCCUUGGUUGGAGCAGCAGCAUUUCAAUUGAAUAAAUUUUAAUUAUUUAUAAUAAUUAUGAAAAAAAAAUGGUAAAAACAAAAAAAAAAACAGUAAUUUCUAUGAAAACCAAUCAAUCAGAAUCAUCAGAUUAAGCUUUGGAGGGCUUGAGGAUGUGGAAGAGGAGGAGGACUCUUUGAAAGUUUUUUAUUUUUAUUUUUAAUGUUGUUUUUGGUAACUUAUAUAAGAGUUAGAACAUAUAUGAUAUGGAUAAAUUUGUUAAAUUUUUAAUGACUUGGGGAAACUUU
Molecule: messenger RNA, 1293 nt
Organism: Impatiens glandulifera
Lineage: Eukaryota; Viridiplantae; Streptophyta; Magnoliopsida; Ericales; Balsaminaceae
Product: homeobox-leucine zipper protein ATHB-13-like
Exons: 3
Coding region: 129-1037 (302 amino acids)
Biological process (GO): positive regulation of DNA-templated transcription
Cellular component (GO): nucleus
Molecular function (GO): DNA-binding transcription factor activity, RNA polymerase II-specific; sequence-specific DNA binding
Source: RefSeq, a predicted model, not a curated record